Messenger RNA from Monodelphis domestica (gray short-tailed opossum), 2140 nucleotides. Lineage: Eukaryota; Metazoa; Chordata; Mammalia; Didelphimorphia; Didelphidae. The record is from RefSeq and is a predicted model, not a curated record.
UAAAGAUCGAAUAUUUUCUUGUUCAAGAAGCUUGUUGAUAGCUUUUAAUCUUCUCUGUGAAAAAAUGAUGCAAAGAAGAGUCCAGAACCUCGAUUUAUUUUCUUGUCAAAUAGACAAAGGUGACAACGAACUGGGGCUUUGUACUUGUAUCUUCUUUGAUCCAGCAGAUGAGGAUGGAAAGGAACCAGGGGUUUUUAUAACUGAAAUUAUUGAAGGAGGUGCAGUUCACAAACUUGGAUGUAUCCGUGUAUUUGACCAGAUUAUUAAAAUAGGUGACAUCAAUCUAAUUGGAUUGGAUGAAGCAGAAAUCAUCUCUACUUUUAAAAAAAUGGACGAUUCUCCUUUCCAGAUUGAAAUUGGCCGCGAACCACCUGAAGUGAAGUCAAAACUUAUCGAACUCCUCGAGUUGUCAGAGGAAAGGAAGAAAUAUUUUAUGGAUUCGCUCAUAGUACAGGAAAAAAUUAGAGAUAUCACUAUUGUGAGAGGACAAGCAAGUAUUUGUAGAAGUCCAAGAGUACCAUGGUACUGGAUGGCCAGUGACCUGAAAUUUGUUAUUGGGGCACUGAAAAUAUUAAUAGAAGAAGAUCAGGGAUGUAGAAAAAACAUCCAAGCUAUCUUUGAGCAGGCUAACAUUUUUCAAGACAAAUAUAAAGACAUGAACACAUACAAAGUGAAUAUGGAACAGAAACCUGAUGAAUCAAAUAAAGAAGGCACAUUUUUACCAUUGGCCCCAGAAGAAGAAUUAUUACUAGAACAAUUUAAAAUAAAACCUAAAGAGAUAAAAAAUGAAGAUUUAUCACCAGGGCAAUUAUUAGCCCAAGGGGAUUUCAAUUCAGAGACCCCAAUAAAAAAAGAAAAAGAAGAAGAUGAAAUAGUAGUGGAGGAAGAGAUUAUUAGCACUGGAAAACCUACAGAUGGAAAGGCUAAAAAGAGAUUUUCCUGGUUCCGCAAUAUCAAAGAAUGCAAGCUGUGGAACUUCUUUCAUUUUAAAAAACAUGACAAACAAGUAAAGAAUGUGCACAAGUGGGAAGAAAUUGAUCAAGAGGUAUUGGAUGAUUACUGUCCUUAUUCUACUGAAGCCCCUAAAACAUUGCCAACAGAGUGGACAAAUAUUGAAGUUGGUAAUUGGUUAUGGAGCAUUGGAAUGGAGGAGUAUGUUGUAAAAUUUUAUUGUAAAGGAAUAAAUGGUGAAAAACUCCUUACACUGGACAAUUGCUCUCUAAAAGAAAUCGAAGUCAACAGGAAGAAAGACCGCCGGAAAAUACUUAAGGCUAUUAAGAAAGUUAGAGAUUUUUGGGAAAAAAAUCAUCAUUUCGUCUUACUAUAGAAAUUGAUGGAAAAAAGACACAGAAACUGAAAGAUAUGGCAAAAAUGGAAAAAGCAAUUAUUUUUGUUAUAUUUACUUUUCAUCAUUUUACUUCUAUGUUACUUUUGUUAUUGGAAAUUUUAAGGGAUUUUAGUUCCAUGUUAUUUUUGUUAUUAUUAAUUUUAAUCAUUUCACUUCUAUGUUACUUUUGUUAUUUGAACUUUUAAGGGAUUUUACAUCCAUGUUACUUUUGUUAUAUGAACUUUUAAUCAUUUUAUUAAUGUUACUUUUGUUAUUAUUAACUUUUAAUCAUUUCACUUUCAUGUUACAUUUGUUAUAUGAACCUUUAAGGGAUUUUACUUCCAUGUUACUUUUGUUAUAUAAAAUUUUAAGGGAUUUUACUUCAUUUGUAACUUUUGUUAUAUUUACUUUUAAGGGAUUUAACUUCCAUGUUACUUUUGUUAUAUGAACAUUUAAUGGAUUUUACUUCCAUGUAACUUUUGUUAUAUGAACUUUUAAGGGAUUUUACUUCCACGUUACUUUUGUUAUUAUUAAGUUUUUAACCAUUUCACUUCUAUGUUACUUUUGUUAUAUGAACUUUUAAGGGAUUUACUUCCAUGUUACUUUUGUUAUAUGAACUUUUAAUCAUUUUGUUACUAUUACCUUUGUUAUUAUUAACUUUUAAUCAUUUAACUUCCUUGUUACUUUUGUUAUAUGAACUUUUAAUCAUUUUAUUACUGUUACUUUUGUUAUUAUUAACUUUUAAUCAUUUCACUUCCAUGAAACUCUUGUUACAUGAACUUUUAAGGGAUUUUACUUCCAUGUAACUUUUGU